Anastrepha ludens (Mexican fruit fly) is the source of this 2076-nucleotide messenger RNA. It is a transcript of the gene Dera, whose product is annotated as deoxyribose-phosphate aldolase. Gene Ontology annotation, molecular function: deoxyribose-phosphate aldolase activity. Lineage: Eukaryota; Metazoa; Arthropoda; Insecta; Diptera; Tephritidae. Gene Ontology annotation, biological process: deoxyribonucleotide catabolic process; carbohydrate catabolic process. Bases 415 to 1398 code for a protein of 327 amino acids. The transcript has 3 exons. Gene Ontology annotation, cellular component: cytoplasm. The record is from RefSeq and is a predicted model, not a curated record.
UAAAAAUUAGGUAAAGGUAUACCAAGCUGAACUGAGAGUUUGCUUAUCGCCAUCGAAAAUACAUGUUAUCAGCUGGCAAGUGUUUCUACCUCUCAUUUUUAUUAACCUUUGUUUUGUGCAUAAGUAUGUAUAUGACAAAACCAUGAAAUAAUAAAAUUAUUUAUAGUAAUUAAGUUACUACCACUCAAAACCAAAACAGUUUUAAUUGCAAGAAUUGCGUUAAGAGUAAGUCACUUCGUCUAAAAUUUUACUGAUCGAAAUUUGAUGUUUAAAUGACAUAGUGGCCGUAUGUAACAGCAAUAAAAUUCAACAGCUGACUUGUGCACAGAUUCUUAUUGAAGUCGCCGAUAUACGCAGAAAUUUCUUAUCAACAAGUGAAUUAAUGCAAAAGAUCCGAAAAGUAAUACAUUAGAAAUGAAAGUAAAUAGAAUUUUUCCAUUUGAUGAGUCGCUAUUCGAUUGCGCGAUCUCUAAUCACCAAUUGGACGAAAUUGCUGUAGAAAUUUCCAAGCGUGGCAGUGUGACUGGCCUCAAUCAGAUAGUAUGGGCGUUAAAAGCGCUUACCUUGACCGACUCGACGACAUUGGGUGGUGACGAUACAGCGGCCAACGUACGCAGUCUCUGCCAGCGUGCUGCUUUUCCUAUACCAGAGCACAUUUUACUGAAGCUUGGCGUCGAACCGGCACUUCUUCCGCAUAUACACACCGCCGCCGUGUGUGUAUAUCCAGCGCGUGUUACCGAUGCUGCUACGAAAUUGAAAAAGUUAAACAAAUAUGAUGUUAUACCAAUAGCCUCGGUGGCAACUGGCUUUCCGACAGGACAAUAUGGAUUGGAUUCGCGCUUGCGCGAAAUUCACUAUGCUAUUGACUCAGGUGCCACAGAGAUUGACAUUGUUAUAAAUCGUCAGUUGGCACUUAUAGGUGAUUGGAAAGGUGUAUACAAUGAGGUGUGCGAGAUGCGCAAAGCUUGUGGUACAAUGGCGCAUCUAAAAACUAUUCUAGCCAUAGGUGAACUCGGCAACAUGGAGAAUGUAUAUAAGGCGUCCAUGGCCUGCAUGCUAGCUGGGGCAGACUUCAUUAAAACGUCCACCGGCAAAGAGAAUGUUAACGCCACUUUGCCAGCUGGUCUGGCUAUGAUUUAUGCUAUACAAGAAUUCCAACGUCGGAAGGGCACUUUGGUUGGUCUAAAACCAGCUGGUGGAGUGCGGACUGUUCCCGAUGCCAUUGCUUGGUUGACACUCGUAAAAGAAACUUUGGGUACUCGUUGGUUGCAACCCAGUCUUUUUCGAUUUGGCGCAUCCGGACUAUUGGAUAAAAUAGUGGAAGCUGUUAAUGUACAUAUUAAUAGUCAACAAGAUGCUUAUAAUAGUAGCGAUGUAACCAAAGGAGCGGCAUAUUAAAUGAAAUGGAUUUGUAUGUAUGUAUUGCACAUACAUAUAUAUGUAUGAAGUGCAAAUUCCUGAAAAUAUAUGUAUGUAUGAGUGUCAUAACUGCCUAAGUCAAAAAUCAUACUUUCAAGAAAAACAUUUUAAUACACAUAGUUUUGUUAGUAGAAUAGGUAGGUAUUACUAACAUCCACUUAGACGGAUAUCGCGUGUGACAAAAGAUUUGAGAUUAGGCAAUUUAUAAACAAAAAUAUUUGUGGGCUUUGACAAUACUGUCUUUCUAUCUGUAAAACAAAAAAAUUGCCGGGCUUUGGCUUAAUGCAAUAUUUAAACCAUUAAUCAUUCACAAAUGUAGUUUAGGAAUCUAUCUAAACUUUUUCGCCUAGAUAUCAGGAUUUGUUAAACUAAAAGUGCACAGUCAACUACGUCCGUUCUAACGACCGUCAAGCCUAUAUUGCGGGGAUAAAUUAAAAUCAUGUCCAACCAGCAUCAUAAAAAAAUUAUUCGCUUUGCAAGGAGGGAACAUUAAAGCCCAAAUAAAUAUUUUGCCAAUAUUGACGUACAUAUUUACUUACAGCGGUUGAAAAAUACUUAAAAACGAUGCGUUGGCAACCAUAUACGUGCAUCUUUUGUCGAAUACGGUACCGUCACGGUACUUUUUACGCUUGAAUAUAUUUGCUGUGGUCACAUUCA